Molecule: messenger RNA, 5048 nt
Organism: Branchiostoma belcheri (Belcher's lancelet)
Lineage: Eukaryota; Metazoa; Chordata; Leptocardii; Amphioxiformes; Branchiostomatidae
Product: deubiquitinating protein VCIP135-like
Exons: 3
Coding region: 209-4360 (1383 amino acids)
Biological process (GO): protein K11-linked deubiquitination; Golgi reassembly; protein K48-linked deubiquitination
Molecular function (GO): cysteine-type deubiquitinase activity; protein binding
Source: RefSeq, a predicted model, not a curated record
AACAGUGACGUAAUCAUGCGCACUACACCUGCGCAGUAGAGUAGCAGAGGACGACUUGGAGAAGACAGAAAGUCGAAAAUAUCGUCCAAAAUUCACCAAAAGUACAAAGGUUUUGUGGGCAUGUUAACACUUCUGUCAGAGUGGUAUCAAGCAGAAGAGAUAAUCCCUCACCAGUGAACCAACAAGCCUGUAAGCAGACACCGUAAACAUGCUGCCAAGGUCAAAGUCACGUGAGACAUACCGUGUGCUGAGUGGGCACUGCCCUGACCAAAACUGUCGUGCUAAACUGUUCUUCCCAGCAUGGGACUCCAGUAUUGAGUGCACAGACUGUGGGCAGAGGCACCAACAGAGUGCCAUCCAAAAUGUGGAGGAAGUCACUAACCCAGAUGUCGCUCUCCACAACAUGCUUCGCAAUGUCCUUCUGAGCAACACCAAACCAAAGAAAGGAGCAGACACAGUACGUGUUCUCGGGCUGUCCAACUACCAGUGCAAGCUGUUGUCUCCCCUCCUCACCCACUACGGGAUGGAUAAACAGUCAGGAAAAGCAAAACGUCUCAGGGACAUGAACCAGCCGGACACAUUUGACUGUGUGCUACUAGGAGAUAGGGCCUUCCAGAUUGCACCAGAACACGUGGAAAUAGUUGGCUACGGCCGGGAUCGCUCUGGGAGCAUGCAGUACCUUCACGACACCUUGGAUGCCAUGAAGAAAGUGAACGAUAAGGAGGAACGUCUCAUACCCAUUCAUGCCGACGGGGACGGCCACUGCCUGGUGCACGCCAUCUCUCGGGCACUUGUUGGUCGUGAGUUGUUCUGGCACGCCCUGAGAGAGAACCUCAAAGCUCACUUCAUCAAAAACCUGGACCAGUACAAGGCUCUGUUCCACGACUUUAUUGACAGUAGUGAAUGGGAUGACAUCAUAGAGGAAUGUGAUCCUGACUUCACACCCAGAGAUGGGGAGCCCCUUGGCCUGAGGAACAUCCAUGUGUUUGGGCUAGCCAAUGUCCUCCAUCGGCCCAUCAUACUGCUAGACUCCCUGGAAGGGCUUCAGAGUUCAGCAGACUACUCGGGCACGUUUGUGCCGGGACUGAUCCCUCCUGAAAAGUGUAAAGGAAAGGACGGUACGCUCAACAAACCACUCUGUCUGGCAUGGAGUAGUUCUGGGAGAAACCAUUAUAUCUCUCUUGUGGGCAUCCGAGGUCGGCCACUCUGCAAGCUCCCAAUGUGGUUGAUCCCCAAGUUGUGGGGUGUCCCGCAGGACUUGCUAACAAAGUACGUUGAGUUUGACAGUGAACAGCGUUGUGCAAUCGGAGGAAGUCGCAGUCUCCCUGAAACGUACAUCCAGCGCCUGGCCCGAGCCAUGGAGGACGUCUUCAUGGAGAAGUACCAGGUCCACCCUUCCGUCGUGUCGGACAUGCAUCACUACGUGUUCAAGAGGACAGGAGUUGUAGGUGUGCAGCCUGAGGUGGUGACCGAAGCCACACAGAGUGCCAUCCGCAAUGAGCGGCUCUACCGCUGUCUGACCUGCGAUGCUGUCAUGGAAUACAGUGUAGGAUCAGACCUCCUCAAACGGGGCGGUGCCCUCUAUCAACUUGCAGUCAGGACACACGGGAAGCUCCAAGUUGGCAAGAACUACCACUUUCCCCUGCAAAGUCUGAUCUGUAAGUACGAUCCCGUUAAGGACAUCCUCGUCCCAGACAUGAAGAUGAGCCGCUUGACCACCUGCAGCUGGUGUCAGGGAACGUCAGUUCGCCUGGUCUGCCCAGAUGGCUCCGUGGUGUAUCUGAAUGGGGACAGAACACACACCUCUGCUGAAAACAGCCAGUGUGGCUGCGGGUUCAAGCACUACUGGGAUGGGAAGGAGUACGACAAUCUGCCUGAGUUGAUUCCUGUAACUCUGGAGUGGGGAGGGAAGACAAUCCAGGAGAAGGUUUACUGGUUUCAGUACGAAACAGACACCUCCUUGAACAGUAACGUGUAUGAAGUUGCAACAGCUUUAGUACACAAGCACUUUCCCGGAGAAUUUGGCAGUGAGAGACUUGUGAAGUGUGUUGUAGACGUGAUUCUACAGCAAACGGCCAAGAAGGAGGUGUACAAACCAGUCUCCCUGGAGGGUAUGCCUGGCCAUGAAAGAGAAGGGGAGCCCAGGCAACAAGAGGCUUUAGACCCAUCUUCACCAUCCAAAAUCAUUCUCACCGGACAUAAACACAAAACCAUACACAAAGAAGAGUUAACAAUGAGUGAAGCAGAGAGGAUGGUACAAAGAAAGAUCACUGACAAAGCUGCCCAUGAACAGAAGAAAAAGUCUGAUGAAAUGGCAAAAAGGAGAGCAGAAAAGGAGCUAAAGCAACUCAAACAACAGCAAGCUGCUGCUCACCAGCCACCGAAACCAGUAGCCAAAGUAGGUCCCAUGGUAACUGUCCCUCCUCCCAGGCCCUCCACUCCCCCAACAGAGAAGAAAGUUCGGGUGACCACAUCAGAAGGCAAGCAAGUCAUGUUAACCCUGGCAAUAGCAACAACCUUCCAGGAGUUGCAAGCAAGAAUAGCUUCUGAGCUAGGAGUUCCUGGGGACAGGCAACGGAUCAGAUACGGGUUUCCUCCCCGACCGCUGGCACCUCCUAAACCAGGCAUGGAAGGGGAGCCUGUACCACUGCAGCAUGGGGACAAGGUUACUGUAGACAUCCUACCUCCUCCCACGGGUGAAGGUGAGGGACAGGAGGAAGGGGCAGGAGCAGCAGCCAAGGGCAUCCCCAUGGCAACGGCAGGCUCCCCUCGACGUGUGCAGGGUAUGGAGGCUAGUGGUGCCUCCGCCAGCCAAGACCCAGAAAGUGCCCUGAGAGACCAGCUGAUGAAUGUGUUAGACCAACAGCUGGAGAGUAAUGCCAGCUCUAUAGACCUGCAGAUUUCUUCCCUGACUGCCUUAGCCAUGCUUUCUGGGAAGGACCUGUGGAACUUUGUGCAGACAAUGCCACAAUUGUUCUCUCGGGAAGGUGUCUUCACAAAGAAAGUUGAACAAGACCUAGGCCUGUCAGAUGGGAAACACUGCACCCUGCCAAGCUUUCCAGGGAAAACAUUCAUGUUCAAUGGCCAGGCUGGAAGGUUAGAGCUGUGCCUUGAGCCACAGGGGCAUUUUCCCAUUGGCCCUGGAAUCGAUGAUGUCAUUGCUCAGAACAAACAGACACGAGAAGCGUAUGACCCAAAAGCCUUCCGCCAAGUCAAGGAAGCCCUACAUGUUGGUGGCAGCGGAGUGAUUGUCAGUAAGUCUGAGGCCUUGAAAGUGAGAGCUUUUGCGGGUAAGGGACAAACCUUAGGUGGUACCUCCCAACCACAACCUUCCACUAGUACUGCAACAGAUGUACCAGCAAGUGCCACAGACAUUAUUCCUGAUGUAGUCCAAAGUCUAGGAAGUACAGAAGGAGCUGUACUACCACCACCACCUGUAGAUGCAAAAGCUCCAGUUGCAAUGGAAGAAGAUGACUACUACCUGGUGGAGUCAGGUGAAGAGGAUGAGGGAGAGGAAGAAACAUCUGACAAAGGGGAAGACUCCUUAUCAACAAUGAAGAAAGCUCCAGGUGUCACUGUCAUAGGCAGUGGAGCAACUGCAGCUGCCAUGACAACAGAACAAGAGGCGCUCAUGGCCAAAUUUGCAUCCACAGCGAGUGCUGCAUUGCAGGCAGAACAAGAGGUCAAAGAACAGGAAAAAGAGAUUAAGGACUCGGAUGGUUUCAGGAAAGUUGAGAUUGUAAUUGAAGAGUCAAAAGAGCUUGCAGUUGCCAUGGAGACAGAUAGGCAAGAGGCCACAGGGGAUGAUGGGAAGUUAAAUCAGCUAGAGGAGCAUUCUGAGAAUGUUCCUGAUGAAGUACCCCAAGUGUCCGAGACAUCUGACGAACACAAACCAAAGACAACAGAAGCCACUGAAUUUGCCAGCAUGGAUAGAAGUAGUACUGAAGAAAAGAUGGGUGAAGUGGAGCAAGUUCAGGAACAAAAAGUAGUGUUGGAAGUGCAGGAUACCUUGCGAGGUACCGAAGUGAACAAUACCAGAGAAAAAGUUGCAGUAGUAGAGGCUGCAAGGACAGAGUCCGAAACAGAAAUGAUGGACACCACUGCUGCUGAAAAUACUGAACGGGGAGCGGGUGAUGAACUCACCAGCUCUCCAGAAAAUGUUGCACUUGACAUGCCUACAGAAGAUGUACACAAAAGUGAGGCAGAGAGUGAAGUCACAGAGGCUAGAGACACAGAGAAUCAAAAAGAACCUGAGAAAAAGGACAGUCCCAUGGAAGUUGAGCCAGCUAAACAAGCAGUUCUAAGUGGUGAUGGAAGAGAAGAGAAAGAAGAUGCUGGGGAGGCCAUGGAUUCCAGCUGAUAGCAGACAAGCCUCAAGAGCCAAGAUGAAGGGAAGGCAUGCGAAAAUCCCUGGAUACGCUGCUAGUAGGACAAAUGUAGAGGUCGUGCUAACUUUUUAUGUGCAUCUUUGUAUCCAAAACAUAUGCUAGUCUAUCAAAAUGGUACGCAUGUGAAAAAUCAUGAAGCGAAGGUGAGCUAUGGAUGCCAUUUUUGUCACUGAUAAAUAUGCCAGCUUUGGAGAUUACUCAGCUAACUCUGGCUUAAACCCCAGCCUUCCUAUUCUGGGUACCCCCAGGGGAACUUGCAACAUCAAGGUCUUCCUCAUGAUUCUACUGGUACUGUUGUGAGUUGAGGGUUUAAAAACUAUCUUCUUACCAAGGUCUGCUUUCUGUAAGAUAAGUCAGGGAUGUCAUCCUGAAGAGGGAAAACAACAUCGACACCAACAUCAGUCUUUAGUUGCCAUAUCAUUUUGCCAAAGUGAGGGCUGUGUCUGUAAUUGUAGGCCAUAGCCUUGAAACUAAAUAUAGGAGAGGUCCUUAUGCAACAUUGGAAGGUUGUCAACCUUAAUUUUCAGGGACUGUGUUUCCUCAAAUUCACCAUAACUGAACUGCAUUGGAAAUUGUCCAAGAUUGGACUGGAUUUUGUCCAACUUUCUGAAUUAGUUUUGAUUACCUUUAAACAAGUGCUGAUAGGAGUCAGGCAGUCCC